AUGGGAGGAUCGGUCCGAGCAGAGAGUUUGAUAGACGACGGCAAUAGAGCGCAGUGGUCUAGCGAUAUCGUGUUAGGGUCGCUGCGAGGCAUUGGGGGUGCGCAGGUAGUCAUUCCUGGUGUGUGUCUGCGGUUGUGGACGGGUGGUGUGGGUUCUGUCGAUAUUCUAGUGAAAUAUAAUAUGUGUGUGGUGUCUCCAAAACUCCAACGAAUUUGUAACAAGUGGCAACGGAAAUGCGAAGAGAAGUACCCGAAGCACUAUGCAUGCCGCCAAUUCAAGCGAAAUUGCCGCUCGGUUGAUCUACAGCUUCACCUCAACAGCACAUCCGACGGCAACAUCAGGCCAGCGAAUUCCUCGGAUGAGGCUACAGAGUCCGGAGAGCAGGAGGGUGGAGUAAAAAUACUGGAGCAGUGUCAGCAAUGGAAAAGGACCUGUGCCAAGAAGUAUCCAGAGCACUAUACUUGCCGGCAGUAUCGACGCAAGUGUGGGUUUGUGGACGCACUGGCGAAUAGUUCAAGAAAUAGCACCUCAGUUUCACCUAUCUCUACGAAGUCAGCAACACAUCACCUCAACACUACUACUAACAAAACUUCGACAGAUAUUGACCGAGAAGCAGACAGCGAAAAUGAAGAGUCUGACUCCAUAGAACUAGAUUCAUAG
This is a messenger RNA of Ostertagia ostertagi, 660 nucleotides long. Lineage: Eukaryota; Metazoa; Nematoda; Chromadorea; Rhabditida; Trichostrongylidae. The record is from the annotation of a GenBank genome assembly.